AUGGUAAAUAUAUAAGUAAAAGCAAAUAAAACUGAUAAUAAUUUAGUUAAGAAUUUACUCUUUAAAUUAAAAUUAAAAUUCCCUAAUAAAUUCACUAAUGUUUAAAUAAUUAGCAACUAAAAAAUAAGAUCUUUGAUUAAGUUAAAAGAAGUUUAAAGAAAAUUUAGACUUCUUCUGAAAUUCUUAAAAAAUUACAAUUUUUAUAACGAAGAGCAAUUGCUGGUGUAGUUUAAUCUAGAAAGCUAAUUUAUGCCUAUCCCUUCAGAGAGAAAAUAGCUAGAAAAGGUGAGAAAACUUAAUUUGAAUUUUUUGACUUCCAGCAUUAAAUAAGAAGAGAAUAACUACAAUUUAAAUUAUUUUAACUAAAUAAGCGACUAAUCUCAAUAAAUGAGGAGAACCUACAAUAAUCUCUAAUAAUAAACAGUUACCAACAUAGAUUUCAUAACACUUUAAAAUGAUGUUUAAAAUCAAGAAAAUUAAAAUAUAAUGUUAAAUACUUUAGAAUUUGAAAGCAAGUUAGAUUAAUAGAAACCUUUAAAUUAUUGA
Molecule: messenger RNA, 546 nt
Organism: Tetrahymena thermophila SB210
Lineage: Eukaryota; Ciliophora; Oligohymenophorea; Hymenostomatida; Tetrahymenidae
Product: transmembrane protein, putative
Exons: 2
Source: RefSeq, a predicted model, not a curated record